CAAUGAAAUUGAUUGGACCAUGAUAGGAAAUACCGCAGUUGUGGAUGCUUUCUAUAGUCCUACAAUGAAUAGUAUAAUACUUCCGGCAGGAAUCUUGCAAGACGUAUUUUUCAACAGUAUUCGGCCACACUACUUGAAUUACGCUGCUAUUGGUUGGAUAAUUGGUCAUGAAUUGACACAUGGAUUUGAUAAUCAAGGUAGUCAAUUCGACGAGAAUGGUGAUUUGGUGAACUGGUGGGAUCCUGAAACAUUGAAAAAGUAUCUUAAUCGAACUGAAUGUAUAAUUCAACAAUACAGUAAUUAUACACUUAAUGGCUUGAAACUGAAUGGUCAGAAUACUCAAAGUGAAAAUGUCGCAGACAUUGGAGGCAUCAAGGAAGCUUACUUCGCCUACGAAGAAUAUGAAAAGACUCAUGAGCAAGAAUUUGGAUUACCUGGAUUACCGUACACACCACGGCAACUGUUCUGGAUAAGUGCAGCAAAUAUCUAUUGCGACAAUUAUAGAGCUGAAGUUUUGGAACAUGUAAUCAAUACCGAUAUUCAUAGUCCUUGUGAGAUCCGUGUCAAUGGGUCUUUCUCUAAUAUACCUGAAUUUUCUAGAGACUUUAAUUGUCCAGUCGGAUCGCCAAUGAAUCCUAUUAAAAAAUGUACAGUUUGGUUAAGAAAGCCACCUUUACAGAUUUCAUUGGAUCGUAGGGCUAUUUUGAUAGUUGUAUUCUACUCAUUUGUAAAUGUUACUAAUUGUGCAGUAACUACGAUUGGAUUCAAAAACAAAGACAUUAAUUCGAAAAAUGUAUCACAGGAAAAAGUUUGCGAAACACAAGCAUGUAUCGAAGCAGCAUCGCUAAUUCUGAAAAACAUUGACUCAAAUGCAGUACCUUGCGAUAAUUUUUAUCAAUUUGCAUGUGGUAAAUUUUUAAAGGAAUCAGUUAUUCCAGAAUCCAAACAUAGCGUAUCCUCUUUUACUCAAGCUGAUGAAAAACUAUGGCAGCAACUAAGAACAAGUUUAGAACGUAAAAUGGAUCAAAAGGCUCCAAGAACGUUUAGAGUGCUGCAGUCUUUUUAUAAUACUUGUUUAGAUAUUGCUAAAAUCGAUGAAACUAGUACAUAUGAAAUAUUGAAUAUAUUGAAGAAACUUGGUGACUGGCCUGUUCUGGUCGGACAAUCUUGGAACGCUUCCGACUUUGAUUGGAAAAAAUUAAUCUAUCAGAUGCGUGAAAUUGGAUAUACAGAAGCAAUGAAAUGUUUUAUAUAUUCAAGUAUCGAUGUCCUCGGUAACAACAAAUAUGAAAUAACUCUGGAUCAGGCACCUACAGGACUCGAACAAGAGUACUUGUCAAAAGGUUUCCAAGACAAAAUUGUACAAGCCUACUAUAAAUAUAUGACCAAUCUUGCGGAAGUCCUCGGAGCUGAUGAACAACAAUCUAAGAAAGACUUACGUGACUCUUUGGAUUUUGAAAUUGAGCUUUCGAAGAUUUUUUUACCGAAAGAAGACCGUAGAAAUAUGUCUGAACUGUACAAUCCUAUGACUCUACAACAAUUAGAAUCAAGAUAUCCAGAUAUUCCCUGGAGGGAGUAUUUCAAUAACACUAUUUUUCCACUAACUAAAUUUAUUACAUUUAACAAUCAAAUCAUAGUUCAAGUUCCAAGUUUUCUCAAAUCUUUAAUAAACCUAAUUAAUAAUACUCCAAAACGUGUUCUUGCCAAUUAUGCUAUUUGGCGAGUAGUCCAAGAAUCGGCUUCUUUCAUGAAUGAACGCGUGAAACGCAUCAAAGCUGAUUUCAGUGCUUCAACAACAGGUACAAAUAUACAAGAACAACCAUGGGUAGAAUGUUUGGAAUACCUAUCGAAAAAUUUACGGCUGGCACUUGGAGCUUUAUAUGCGAGAGAACAUUUCGAUAAGAAAUCGAAAAAAGUUGCUGAAGAACUUGUCCACGGAGUCCAUAAAAGUUUUUUAGGUUUAUUAGAAAAGGUUGAUUGGAUGGAUGAAGCAACGAAAGAUGUCGCUAAAAAGAAGCUCCGUUCAGUUAAAGAAUACGUUGCCUACCCGGACGAAUUCCUUGACGACGAAAAAAUUGACACCUAUUUCCAGGAUCUAGCAGUUCAUUCGGAAAGUUUUUUGAAGAACCAUUUAAAUUUGAAUCUUUUCAAAUUAAACAAACAUUUGGAAGAACUGGAAAAGCUUGUCAAUGAAACUGAUUGGACCAAGAUAGGUUAUACCGCAAUAGUGGAAGCUUUCUAUGGUCCUGCAAUAAAUAGCAUUAUACUUCCGGCAGGAAUCUUGCAAGACGUAUUUUUCAACAGUAGUCGGCCACACUACUUGAAUUACGCUGCUAUUGGUUGGAUAACUGGUCAUGAAUUAACACACGGGUUUGAUGAUCAAGGUAGUCAAUACGACGUGGAUGGUAAUUUGGUGAACUGGUGGAAUCCUGAAACAUUCAAGAAGUAUCGUAAGCGAACUGAAUGUAUAGUUCAGCAAUACAGUAAUUAUACACUUAAUGGCUUGAAACUGAAUGGUAAGAAUACUCAAGGUGAAAAUAUCGCUGAUAACGGAGGUAUCAAGGAAGCUUACUUCGCUUAUGAAGAAUAUGAAAAGACUCAUGAGCAAGAAUUAGGUUUACCUGGAUUACCGUACACACCGCGGCAACUGUUCUGGAUAAAUGCAGCAAAUAUUUGGUGCGGCAAAUUUAGACCUGAAGCUUUGGAACAUGGAAUCAAUACCGAUGUUCAUAGUCCUUUUGAGUACCGUGUCAUUGGGCCUUUCUCUAAUAUACCUGAAUUUUCUAGAGACUUUAAUUGUCCUGUCGGAUCGCCAAUGAAUCCUAUUAUAAAAUGUACAAUUUGGUGA
Messenger RNA from Phymastichus coffea, 2848 nucleotides. Its product is annotated as neprilysin-2-like. The transcript has 12 exons. Gene Ontology annotation, biological process: protein processing. Gene Ontology annotation, molecular function: metalloendopeptidase activity. The record is from RefSeq and is a predicted model, not a curated record. Lineage: Eukaryota; Metazoa; Arthropoda; Insecta; Hymenoptera; Eulophidae. Gene Ontology annotation, cellular component: plasma membrane. Bases 20 to 2848 code for a protein of 942 amino acids.